CUAAUUCCACUAUUUUUGCACUAACGCAAGAGUAAAGGCGCUAAAUGACGGUUCGCGGUUGGAUCCUUUGGCAGGAGCCUCCUUAUUCGCUGCUUGGAGUUACAAUGGAUGAAUGUAGAUAGAUGAAGAAUGUAGAAAACAUCUGUCCUCGCCCUGCCUCGUGUGCCUGUGCAAAGUCCAGUUACAAAGCUGUCGGGCCUUGGUCGGGCCAAACGACAGACAGCCAACGCAUUUACGAGCCCGUCUGUCACGUUUGAUCUAUAAAUGGUGAAGCAGGCUACAAAACAUGUAGUGGAGUUGCACAUUCGCAGGGCUCUCGCUUGGCACGCAGAAAGUUCGAAUCAGGCCCAAGAUCAGGCCCUGCGCCAGCCAGGCUGGCGGCACGCACUGCGCUGCGGCUCUGCUUAACCCGAGUGCGCCUUGCACCUACGAUACAUGCGCGGCAUACCAAUGUGUUGUAACAUGCAGCGGCGUGGCGCCGGCGGGUCCGCUGUGGGCUGCAGCGUCGCGACUGCCGUGCUGGUUAUUGCCAUCUUCACCGCGAUGCCGCACAGCGCGCAGGCGCGCACUCCGCUUACACUGGCUGAUGCGAAUCCAUACGCUGGCCGUAGCCUGCUGCAAACAUCUCUUCCACCUUCGCCCAAGCCGCCUGGCCUUCCCAAGCCUCCUCCUAAGCCACCCGGCCCUCCCAAGCCCCCUCCCAAGCCGCCCGGCCCUCCGAAGCCCCCUCCCAAGCCACCCGGCCCGCCCAAGCCCCCACCCAAGCCGCCUAGCCCCCCGCCCAGCCCGCCUAAGCCUCCGUCACCCUUCCCGCCUUCCCCUCCGCCCUCGCCCCCUCCCCCUCUCCCUCCCUUCCCUCCCCUGGCCCCUGGCACUGCUGCGCCCGCUGGCUACUUCGAGGCUUUGCCCUUCACAGCCAAGGUUGUUUCACUGUCACUGGCCAAUAUUCCCCGCACUCGCAAGUACAUGCAAGGCUGGCGCCGUGUCUCUUCCACCUGGACACCCAUGGCCGGGUCUUUGGACUUAGAAACGAACACGUCAACUGGCUACGCUCCGGGCAUAGCCAUUGGCUGCAGCGGCCCCACCAUCCUUGAGGAAGGAUCCAUCAUCUACAUGGGCGGCGAGUGGGGCAACUCCGGCAACAAGCCCGCGAACGUGGAUGGCCGCUUCAGCGCUACGCGCUACGAUGCCGCCACGGGCAAAUACAUACAAGUUGGCACGCUGAGUGUUCCGCGCUGGUACCCCACCGCCCUCCGCCUGAACGACGGCAAGGUCUUGGUGGUUGGCGGCACAGCUAACUCCGACUCGGGCCCUGCCUACACCUUCUCAGAGCUGUGGGACUCCAACAACCCCUCGGCCCCCACCACGCCCGUCCCGCACCCCGCGGCCUUCAGUGCGAGCAUGGGCCUGAACUACUACCCAUUCAUGGCACUCCUGCCGAACAAGGAGAUCCUGUGGUGGGGCGACCGCGGCGGCUCCAUCACAGAUGAGCACUUCAAUGACAUCCUGAGUCUCCCACCACUUCCCACCAACUAUGGCCCGUGGCACACCAUGUACCCCUACACCGCCACGAUCGCCAUGCACGCCCUGCGACCCAACGCCGCUACUGGUGUCUACGACACCUUCUCCUUCACCAUUUUUGGCGGCCAGAACCCCUACAGGGUCUCGCCUGGCACCCCCGCAUCAAACGUCUCUGCUCGCCUGGACUUUGCGUACUGUGGCCCUACCAACACGGACAUCUGUGUCGUAAACGGCGGCUGGCAGAUUGAGCUCAUGCCCGACCGCCGCCUGCUGGCAGAUGCAAUCGUGCUGCCCAACGAGCGCAUCUUGGUGCAUGGCGGCGCCACGACCGGCCGUGCGGGUGUGUCUGCCACUGGGCUCAAGGCUGCCAACGGCGCCCCGGUGUCGUUCGUGUACAACCCCAGCAAGCCCGAGGGCGGCCGCUACCAGAUCACAGCACCCGUGCUGAUCAUGCGCUCCUACCACUCCACCGCCUGUCUGGACAUCACCGGACACAUCUUCUCUUCAGGCUGCGACGAGUGCGCCCUGCCUGUGCCGUCCGGCUACGAAGGGCUCAUCGACCCCAACCCCACCGGUGACUACGAAUACCGCCUGACCCUGGGCACACCUGCCGAGAUCAGGGACGUGGACCGCCCCGUCAUUACCUCAGCCCCCGACCUGAUCCACCGCGGAGAUGUUUUCACAGUGUCCUACACGUACACCGGCGUUCACAUCACGGGCGUUACCCUCACCGCGCCCUGCGCCGCCACCCAUUGCAUCAACAUGAACCAGCGGGCUGUUGUGCUGCCCUUCACCGUGGACGCCGCCACCAGCACCAUCACUGUCACCGCCCCGCCAACCUCCCAGCCCGGCGUGGCGCCCCGCGGCGAGUACGUGCUGUGGCUGCUGGGUGACGAGGUCGGAGAUUUCGGCCGCACCUACAGCGAGGGCCAUUGGAUGACACUGAAGGACUAGGAGGCGUAGGAGGCUUCGUGUCUCUGCGCGUGUGUGUGCGAGUAUGUGUGUGUACCUGUGUGUUUGACGUUAUAUUGGAGUGAGUGAAGUCUGCUUUGCUAUUUCUGUACAUGCUUUGCUGGUACCUUGUCCAGGGAGCCUCGGCUGACAACUGCUACAAAUUUCUUAGAACGAGUGUGUACGACUCCUGAGUGUGCUAUCGUGCAAUCGUGCGUUCCUGUAAUCCCCCCUUCGC
Molecule: messenger RNA, 2710 nt
Organism: Chlamydomonas reinhardtii
Lineage: Eukaryota; Viridiplantae; Chlorophyta; Chlorophyceae; Chlamydomonadales; Chlamydomonadaceae
Exons: 15
Coding region: 436-2475 (679 amino acids)
Source: RefSeq, a predicted model, not a curated record